Messenger RNA from Penicillium salamii, 2250 nucleotides. The record is from the annotation of a GenBank genome assembly. Lineage: Eukaryota; Fungi; Ascomycota; Eurotiomycetes; Eurotiales; Aspergillaceae.
AUGUUGUUACUCCGUCGCAUUACCAUUUCGGUAUGCGAUCACGAACUGGCUGGCGACGAGGAAAAACCAGAAUGUUCGCAGUGUCGCAAGGGUGGUCGGGAGUGUCGCCCUAGCGAGGGCGUGGUUUUUCGCCACCAGCAGAACGCGUCGAUGAACCGGAAUCUCAACGAAUCGCCCGAAGGCCGAGGGAAUUUGAACGGGUUUUAUUCAUAUAAGAACACUUUUGACAAGGAUAGCGUGUGGCUGGAUGUUCCAAAACAUGUCAUAUUUGUCGACAACUCCGAUCCAUACGCCGAAGACCUGGAAGCAUCAUUAACAGAGCCGAGCAAAGCUGUGCUGGCGCAUUCUCCAAAUCCAAGAUGGGGUAGUAGUGGUUCACGGACGAGUGAUGCUGAGACACAAAGAUUGGAAGCACUGUCAGCAGUUGCGACACACGAUCGGUUUGCUUAUUCGCCCAUGGACCAUUCACUCUCAGACAGUACCUCUUAUCCAUCACCGAAUCAGCCUCGAAGCACCCUCCCCCCGGCCUCUCCCUCAAUAUCUCUGUCGUCCACCAGCAACAAUACCAACAUUAAUUUCCUCCUCAACCCUUCCCAUCCGAUGUCGCCCCCCAUCGAUCCAAGCAUCCAGUUAUCUGAUAGAAGUACUGCUCUGCCAUCAAGACCCGCCGUGUCAAAGAGGAGUAUGAGUCAGAUGAGUAUAAGUCAUAUACCGGACGACCAUGCAGAAACAGAUUUCGAGACUGCAUUCUUCCUCCGACAUUAUUCAGAAGGGCCAGGACUGUGGAUGGAUCUGUUCGACCUAGGGACAUAUUUCGCCUCCUACGUUCCCGUCCGAGCGCGGACGAAUCCGCUUCUGAAAUUCGCAGCCUGCGCAUAUGCCGCGAAACAACUGGGCCGAGUAAAAGGCGCCAAAGCAGCAAUGGGCGGCGUAUGCACGCAACAAGCUGCGAUGGAAUUGUGGCCUGACAAAGACCCCGAUUUCGCCUGGUACGGGGCCAAGUAUUAUGAGAAGGCCAUUCAGAUUCUCAUGAGGGAACUGCAACCCAAUGCUGAGGGACCUCCUCCAUUGAGUACACCUGAGGCAUUUGGGCAAUGGCAGGCUUCAGAACUGUCUGCAGAUACGAAUAAUCCACGUAAGCGCCGAAGGCGGGUAUCGGACAGUCGGCUUGCGCAUGGGGUUCAUUCUGACGAGGUUUUGGCUGCAACUGCCAUCUUGUCUGUGUAUGAAUUCCUGGAUGCGGCUGGUCCGGCGUGGAAUCGGCAUUUGAGUGGUGUUAAGUCGCUUCUUGAUGUUGCUGAAGUGGGGAUGAUGCCUCUUGAGCAGAGGUCUCCUGGUGAGAAUUCAUAUCAGACGAAGAAGUCGGGCCUUUCGAAGGCUCGGAGGGCGACGUUUUGGAAUUUCGCUCGUCAGGACUAUCUAGCUGCCUUCAUCAAUGAGUGCCAUACAAGGCUCAACACAGACGACACAGUCCUCUGGACCGAGGCUGGACUCUUGCUCGAUAAUGCUGGGUUCAUUCAACCCAGCAACACCGGCGCAGCCGGAUACCCCGAAGGCGAAGACACAAUGAAGGAAGACCUGGUCAGUAACGGGUUGGUCUGGAUAAUGUCCAAGAUAGUCAACUUCAUAAGCUCAGGGGACAACAUGCACCUAACAGACAACCGAUCCAUGAACGGACUUGGUGUUUCACAACAGGCCCUCCUGGACCGGUGGCAUAGACUUGAAUCCGAGCUCGACGCAUGGUACAGCGGUGUUCCAGAGACAUUCCGACCCUGUGCGCGGAUGGAUCCAUCCAAGCUAACGCAUCACCGCCCCGCCAACGAAAUCGAAGAUAUCUCCACCCUGCAAGAAAUCUGGUUCAGUCUUCCGAUGUGUGCAUCAACAAUGCAACACUAUCACAUGGCCCGUAUCCUAUUGCUGAUCAACAAGCCUCACGAGUCAACCAGUCGCAGAAGCACCAUCACACUCAGACUGCAGUCAUACCGCUCCAUCGAAGCAGACAUCGCCUUCCACAGUCGAGAGAUCGUAGGAAUCGGACUCUCCCGCCCAGAUGGAAGCGUGAGAAUCAACUCACUGCAACCCCUCUUCAUUGCCGGACAGUGUCUGACUGAUGCGCGCGAGCGAAGAACAACAGUCCGCUUACUGCGGAGCAUAGAGUGUGAUCUUGGCUGGGCGACUGAAUACCGCGUUCAGCAAUUAAUGAAAGAAUGGGGAUGGGACGAGAGUACGCGAUCACCCAAGGCUUCCUGA